CAGCAUUAGAACACUAGAACACCUAUCGCAAGCCUCGCUCCCUUCGACUUCUCGUCAAAUCUCCUCCUUGCAUCUCCAAGCACAUCUUGUGCUUCCAGCCACCGUCUUGCACCUAACCUACCACCUAAGCACACGUACCAGGUCACACGGUCUCCGCACCGUAUCACUAACAGCACGCAUAAGACAAGCAAGAGGAAUUAUUCAGAGAGGCUGUCUACUUCAGUUUUCUCUUCAGUUAUUCAGCCUUUCUGGAAGCCUUCUUAAACAAAGGACAACUCAGAUCUUUACAAAGAUGUGCCGUUGGUUUGCAUACAUCUCACCUACAGAGCCAUGCCUAUUGUCAGACGUCUUGAUCACACCUGCCAAUAGCAUCAGCAAGCAAUGCUCAGAACACUACCUUCCAAAACUGCUACCACAUGGGGAGGACAAAGAACUCGACCACACCUCAGAUGAGCUCCUGCGCAUGCGCAACUCGUUGUUGAACAUGGAUGGGCUGGGAGUUGCCUGGUACACCGAGGCAGCGUCGUCCUACGUUAAGCACGUCACCGGCCUUCGACCGGCACUCUACAAGUCUCAAAGUCCACCUAUCAACGACUUCAACUUUAAAUCACUGUGCGAGAACACCGAAACCCACUGCGUCUUUGCCCAUAUUCGAGCCAGCAGCGGCAGCGUUGUCACUCAGGUCAACUCCCAUCCCUUCGUCUUCGGCCGCCAUGUCUUUAUGCACAACGGCGUGAUUUCCAAUUUCUCUGCCAUCCGUCGCGACUUGACAGACAUUCUCUCCUUCGACGCAUAUUGCAACAUCUUCGGCUCCACAGAUUCCGAACACGCAGCAGCACUCUACAUCACAAACCUGACCAACCACGGCGACAAGUCAACAUGGGAAAAGCCAUACCCCCUCAAAGCCAUGCUCGCUGCUAUGCGCAAAACCGUUCUGCAGAUCCUUCAACUCCAGCAUGCCAAGCUCGGUGCCGCCAACACUCCCAGUUCCCUCAACUUCUGCACCACCGAUGGCACAAAGCUCCUCGCAAUCCGCUUCCGCAAUCACGCUACCCAGCAGCCGCCCAGCUUGUACUGGUCCGAGUUCGCAGGCCGCACGCUGAAUACGAAGUACCCGGGACACCCUGAUGGCGAGGAAAUAGUCAACGAGGAAGCUGUGCUGGAUAAGGGCGAGAAGAUUGGUAAGCACACGAUAGUCGCCAGCGAGCCGACAACGUACGAUGAACAUGAGUGGCAUCUGAUCAAGGUGAAUCAUGCGUUGCUGGUUGACGAGGAGGGUGAGGAGAAGGAGGUGCAGCUUGAGUAUGAUGGGGAACUUAAUGCUGCGGAUCCGAAAUUUGAUGCGAAGAAGUAAGCAGCGGAAGUAAUGGGUCUCGUACGAGCUGCUGCCUUGACUAUCGC
Molecule: messenger RNA, 1401 nt
Organism: Macroventuria anomochaeta
Lineage: Eukaryota; Fungi; Ascomycota; Dothideomycetes; Pleosporales; Didymellaceae
Product: N-terminal nucleophile aminohydrolase
Exons: 2
Coding region: 293-1354 (353 amino acids)
Source: RefSeq, a predicted model, not a curated record